Messenger RNA from Penicillium cosmopolitanum, 924 nucleotides. Its product is annotated as H(+)-transporting V0 sector ATPase subunit c''. Gene Ontology annotation, cellular component: proton-transporting V-type ATPase, V0 domain. Gene Ontology annotation, molecular function: proton-transporting ATPase activity, rotational mechanism. NCBI's taxonomy places the organism in Eukaryota, Fungi, Ascomycota, Eurotiomycetes, Eurotiales, Aspergillaceae. The coding region runs from base 1 to 924 and encodes 307 amino acids. The transcript has 5 exons. Gene Ontology annotation, biological process: proton transmembrane transport. The record is from RefSeq and is a predicted model, not a curated record.
AUGCGCCACGGAGCCAAACGGGGAGUUCAGCAGGCAGCAGAGAAAGCACGAACAGAAUCGGGAGCGGCGAUGAUAGGAAUUCAGCCGAAAAACAAUGGCCCCGCUGGAAUCAAUGACAGUUGGAACGAUCCGUGGAUCUGGGGAAACAAGACGCUCGUCUCGUCCACCGCCUCGGACCAGUUUAUCCGCUCCGGCCACCGAGUCCGUUCCUCCAACCGUCCAUCGAACAGCUAUCAAACUCCCCUCUGUUUCCAACUGGCCUUUUCAUUCAUUCGUCUUCAGGUUGUCCGAGGUCGCCAUGGCUGUCAGCGGGCUCAUUGGAGCGCUCCUCCCCCCGAGCUGGAAUGUCAAGAGCUAACAUGGGGCAUCUCACAUGCAGAUAUGCUCUUCCAAGGCGAAGGCGAAGCUUUCAAUGUCGGCCGUUUCCUUGAGGAGGUAUCUCCUUUCGCCUUUGCGAACAUUGGUAUUGCGAUGUGUAUUGGUUGUUCGGUAGUCGGAGCUGCAUGGGGUAUCUUCCUGACUGGCUCAUCGAUUGUGGGUGGUGGUGUUCGGGCGCCUCGCAUCCGUACUAAGAACCUGAUCUCUAUCAUUUUCUGUGAGGUCGUGGCUAUCUACGGCGUCAUCAUGGCGAUCGUUUACUCUGCGAAGCUCAACGCGGUCCCCGAGAGCGAGAUCUACACCCAGAGCAACUACUACACGGGUUAUGCACUCUUCUGGGGCGGUAUCACUGUUGGAUUCUGCAACCUGAUUUGCGGUAUUUCUGUGGGUAUCAACGGCAGUGGUGCUGCUCUCGCCGACGCGGCCGACCCAACCCUGUUUGUCAAGAUCCUUGUCAUUGAGAUUUUCAGUUCCGUCCUAGGACUGUUCGGUCUUAUUACUGGUCUAUUAGUGGGCGGGAAGGCCUUGGACAUUGGCGCGGCCUAA